Rotaria socialis is the source of this 420-nucleotide messenger RNA. Lineage: Eukaryota; Metazoa; Rotifera; Eurotatoria; Philodinida; Philodinidae. The record is from the annotation of a GenBank genome assembly.
AUGAAGCUUAUGUUUUUUUCGGUGACCAUAAUUGAAGUUUGUGCUCUAGAUGUUGGUCAUACUUCAUCAGUUUUAUGCAACCCGAUUGGCUAUCCAAAUUUAAUGAUUGAUGACGAAUACACAUCUGAAAAAUCAACUAAUCAAGUCGAUAAUAAUACUAACACGCAAACAUAUAAAAUGCAUCAUCAACAUCGACAAUAUGUUCAUCAAUGGAUAUGUAUUCAGGAUAUUGUAAAUGAUUUAAUAACAUGUAAUCAUACACUGAAAUCUAAAACUCGUUUUCCACGUCCAUCUCAUGAUCAAAUACUAAAUUUUCGUUACUGUGAAUUAGCUGCUGAAAAUGUUACUUGUUUAGAUUGUUUUAAACGAGCACAUGUUAUCAAAAUAAAUCCAUCCCUUGCUCAAGAACCUCUUCGUUAG